GGCCCAGAGAGCUGGCAGUUCAGAGACUGCUGGAGCCCUCGAGGUCACCCGCAUCCCUUCAGGAUGAAAGCCGUGGUGCUGACCUUGGCCGUGCUCUUCCUCACGGGGAGCCAGGCUCGGCAUUUCUGGCAGCAAGAUGAACCCCAGUCACCUUGGGAUCGAGUGAAGGACUUAGUCACCGUGUACGUCGAUGCAGUCAAAGAUGGCGGCAGAGAGUAUGUGUCCCAGUUUGAGACCUCGGCCUUGGGAAAACAGCUCAAUGCCACCCAGCCCCCUCAGUUCCUAGCUGCCUCCAAAGAUCCUGCCCAGCCCCGGGGCACGCUGGGCAGCAAGCCCGGCUCCGUCUCCACGAGUCCCUCGGUCCAUCCGAGCGAUGGGGUGCGGCGGCGGUGGGCGCGGGAGGCCGGCCCGGGGGAGCCCGCGCUCAAGGAGGGCGGCGGCGCCAGCCUGGCCGAGUACCAGGCCAAGGCCAGCGAGCACCUGAGCGCGCUCGGCGACAAGGCCCGGCCCGCGCUGGAGGACCUGCGCCAGGGCCUGCUGCCCGUGCUCGAGAGCUUCAAGGCCGGCCUCAUGGCCAUCGUCGACGAGGCCACCAAGAAGCUGAACGCGCAGUGACGCGCCGGCCCCCGGCCUCCGACCGCGGUCUCCAAAUAAACCUUUUCCAAGCCUGCGUCGGGCUGCAUUGUUUUGUUGGUUUCGUUUUGUUGUUCUAAAGCCUCAGUUGUCAUUUUUAAACAAUAAAGCGUGCUCCGAAAA
Suricata suricatta (meerkat) is the source of this 756-nucleotide messenger RNA. RefSeq names its product apolipoprotein A1 (gene APOA1). The record is from RefSeq and is a predicted model, not a curated record. Gene Ontology annotation, molecular function: high-density lipoprotein particle receptor binding. NCBI's taxonomy places the organism in Eukaryota, Metazoa, Chordata, Mammalia, Carnivora, Herpestidae. Bases 64 to 615 code for a protein of 183 amino acids. The transcript has 6 exons.